AUGGUGGAUAGCGUGCAUGCGGCGGUAGUAACCGUUACUUCGGCUGUUCAUACAACAAUCUACUGUACUAUUACCAAUAAGUAUGAUCCGUCUAUUGUAUGUACAAAGUCGAUUGUCGUUAAUAAUCCUUCCUGGUCUUUGCCGGUAUUUACCACGCAGAAUAAGCUGAAGUGUCCUGCUUCAUUAAUCAAUAUUGGUGCUCCGGCAUCUGCCGGUUUCACUUAUGCCUGGACAACAUUAUCGGGUAGCAGUGACCUGAAUGAUCCUACCCUUGCUAAUCCGACUACCAGUACCACUACCGACAAAACUUAUUUAGUGACUGUCAGGGAAACAGCUACCGGUUGUGUCUCCAGGGAUACCGUGGAGGUUGGUGUAUCACAGGUAAUAGCCAUUGUGCAACCAGACCGUACCGUAUGUAACGGAGGUACUAUCAAACUGGGUACAACACGCCCGGCCAUAGGUGCCAACUGGACGUAUAGCUGGCAGCCUUCCAAUGCUGCAUGGGCACCCGGUAGCGGGCCUACGGACGUACAACCACAGGUAGUUUUUGCGACCACCAGCCAGAAGUUUACAUUAACGGUAACUGAUCCGGCCUCCGGUUGUACCGCUAUGGAUACGGUAACACUGAAAAGCACGGUUACAGCAGGUGAGUUUGCAGGUCCGGCUAAAGCCGCCUGUGAAGGAACAACGAUUCAGUUGGGUAACCCGGCUACAGAUGCAACUGCUGUGUACACCUGGACAAGAUUGAGUGGUGCGGCAGCACCCGAACUAAGCUGUUCCAAUUGCGCCCAACCUACUUUAACUGUUCCAUCGGCAACAACUACCUAUAAAGUAACGGUAGCUUAUCCUGGCUGCAAUACACCAUCAUCAGACCAGGUGACGGUCACUGUAAACGCAGCCCCUGUUUUUACUUUAACAGAUCGUACUAUCUGUCCAUCUGCGGCAACGGCAAUCGGUAUCGGUGCCAGUGGCAAUACGGCAUCGCUCGCCAACGUAGCCACUUAUGCCUGGACGCCGGCUACCAAUCUCAGCAAUACGGCGAUCGCCAACCCUACCAGUAAUGUGACCACGCUGACCACUUAUACUUUGAAAGUGACGUACACCAAUGGCUGUAUACGAACCGAUGAUCUGGUGGUCACUCCUAAUUCCACCGCCAAUGCGAAGCCCGAUGCGUCUAUUUGCCUGGGAGAGUCUACACAAAUAGGUACACCCGCCGUGAGCGGAGCCACUUAUUCCUGGUCGCCGGCAACCGAUAUAACAAGUGCUGCCAACAUAGCGCAGCCUACCGUGAAGCCGACCACCACACGCACUUAUACCGUAUCGGUUACAACCGGAGGCUGUACGGCCACUGAUGCUGUCAUCGUAACCGUUAAUGCACCGGCCGAUUUUGCAAUCGCGGGCAAUACAACGAUCUGUGAAGGCGGUGCUACUACUUUAGGUACUACGGCAGCAGCCCCCAAUACCACCUGGCAAUGGACCCCGACAACAGGUAUUGCCAGCCCCAAUAGUCCGACAACUGUAGUUACUGCAAAUGAUACAACCACCUACCGUCUUAUCCAGACCAAUGUACUGACAGGUUGCAGCAAUUAUAAAGAGUGA
Molecule: messenger RNA, 1599 nt
Organism: Ostertagia ostertagi
Lineage: Eukaryota; Metazoa; Nematoda; Chromadorea; Rhabditida; Trichostrongylidae
Source: the annotation of a GenBank genome assembly